Messenger RNA from Laccaria bicolor S238N-H82, 1191 nucleotides. RefSeq lists its product as uncharacterized. The record is from RefSeq and is a predicted model, not a curated record. NCBI's taxonomy places the organism in Eukaryota, Fungi, Basidiomycota, Agaricomycetes, Agaricales, Hydnangiaceae. The transcript is spliced from 3 exons. Bases 1 to 1191 code for a protein of 396 amino acids.
AUGUGCACAACAUUGAAAAAGCAACUUUGGGCAGUAUUUAUAUGGAACAUUGUAGCCUUGACCCUUGGACCGUCGCCCUGGAUACCCGCUAUUUUGACUCAAAGGUUCCCGCGCCAAUAUUUGCCAGUGGCGUUCAAACGUCAUUUAGACGGGUCGCAGCCUACAGGUGCAUUUUAUAUAAAAGCCUACAACUUGCACAAUUCCCCAGUCAACCUCUCUUUUUUUUUCCCACCCUCUGCACCUCAUUCUCAGACCACAUAUCACCUCUUCUUGACAGAACUUCACUGUAACCACUUCACAGCCAAACAUGCCACCUGUGAGUAUUUUCUUCGACAAAGGGUCUCUAGCCUGACCAACCACCUUCAGAAAAAGGCCGCAGCGAAAGGAAAGAAACGCGCUCGGACCCCAGAACCUGACCCGACCAGGGAGGUUGUCGACGUGGAUGCCGCCGGCGAGACACAGACCCAAGGACCCAACAAGCGCGUCAAAACGUCAUCCCCGAAGGAAAAUUCCGAGCCCCUUGAAGGAACUACCGAAAAGUCUUCGGACUCCGUCAACGAGGUCGCUUCCGUAGUCCCGAAGCCCACGGCCUCGAACGCUAUCGACAGGACCGCAGACCCCGAGAUCAAGUUCACCGGCAAAUUCGACUUAUACGGAAUGAAGCUUCCAUUCCUGCACAAAGUCUACUUGCCUCCGGGCAGCAAAACUCCGAACCAUGAAGAGCUCUACAAGACAAUCUUGACGUACCAAGCCAAGAAAGACAACACCGCCCAAAUCACCUUACCAGACGAACUUACCACCGGAGCGUCAGGCACCUUCAGGUCGUUCGUCCUCUGCGACCCAAUGGAGGAGUUGCCAUUCCCUAUCAAGAUUACGGGCAUCAACAAGACGGAGGUCAAGUUCACUUCAAGCCAGAUGGCGGAAUCUGUUCACAUUAGCAAGACGGUGCAGGGGCGGGGGGUGGCCGGAGAUCUCGAACUCGAUGAAAACAAUUGCGGGGUCUCGUCCGCGUCAGGGGAAAUCAAGAUGAGGCCGCUUUGGAGCAAGCUGUACGCGGAGGGGAAGAAUAUGGAACUGUUUGAAGGCUUCUUCUCGUUUGAUGUCUCGUAUAGUGGGAUGUAUCGGAGGAAGGGACAUGGAAGUGGUCGGAAUGUUGAGAUGGCGUUUUGGGCUGUUCGGGGGGUCGUUUAA